GUGUUGUGUGUUUGCGGCAUGGCUUCGUCGGCAAAGAGGAGAGCAGUGGGUUUGGGUGAAUGUCCCGAGGGCGAUGACAGCAGCUCCGACGACAAUACAGAGGGUGAUGACGAUUCUGGGGACGAGGACAGCGAGGCGUCAGAAGAGCUUAAUGAGGAAGUCGUUGUUGACUUUGAAGCCCAUGCCAUGACAGAUAGUGACUUCAACGGCAUCAAGAAACUCCUACAACAGCUUUUUCUGAAGGCACAUGUUAACACAUCAGAGAUGACUGACAUCAUCAUUCAGCAGAAUCACAUCGGCAGCGUCAUCAGACAAGCCGAAGUGCCAGAGGACAGUGACGACGAUGACCCAGACGAAGUGUUUGGUUUCAUCACGAUGCUAAACCUCACUGAGAGGAAGGAUGUGCAGUGUGUGGAGCAGGUGAAAAACCUGAUCCUGGAUCAUUGUGAGAAGAACUGCACCCACAGUGUGAAGGAACAGCUGGAGCAGAUCCUCAGUGACAACAGCCAUCCAGUGGGCUUACUGCUGAGUGAGCGCUUCAUCAACGUCCCGCCACAGAUCGCCCUUCCUCUGCACAAACAGCUCCAGGAAGAAAUGGCUGAAGCUCAGAGGACAAACAAACCAAGUGGAAGGUGUCACUACUGCCUGAUGAUUAGUAAGACAUGUAAAGAGGUACAGAAGAGGAUGCAGUCCAGAGGAGGAGCUCCCAAAGAGGAAGUCAUCUUUGUCAAUGCUGAAGAAGAGUUCUUCUAUGAGCACGCCACCAUAAAGUUCAACUACUCGGUCCAUGAGGAAGCGGACUCCUGUUUGAGCGGCAGGUGGUCAUUCGGCGACGUACCUAUGAAGCCUUUCAGGACAGUGAUCCUGAUACCUGCCGAUAGGAUGCCUGUGAUCAUGGACAAGCUCAAAGAAUACCUGACUGUGUGAACCUCGCACUUUAAGUGCAAACCCUGAGAACUGAUCAGCUCACAGUCAAUGCACACUUAAGAUGUUUUACUGUAAUCAUUGACAGUAAUUCCUGGAAAUAUCAGAUGUGUUUAGUAUUGUGGUGGCCAUCAACACACACAUAUAACAAACCAAAUCCUCUUUGAUAAAACAUAAAAAGCAGUGUGUAACCUGUUAAUACUGCAGAAAUACACAAUUUAAAACUUUUAUCACUGUUAUUCUAAAUGCAGUGUGUUUUAUAGAUGUAUAGUGAGGAGGUAUCCAGCCAGUUCCAGAUUUUGUGAUGUCAUUUGGGCUGGAAGUGACCACCCCAGCCUUCUAUUUUCAUAACAAACAUUCACAUCAGGAAUUUCGAGAUACAGAGGAUGGUGAAGUAGAGAUUGAUGAACCACUGUGUUGCAGCUUUAACAGGCAGCAGCAGAAAAAAUAAGUAAAC
This is a messenger RNA of Thalassophryne amazonica, 1381 nucleotides long. It is a transcript of the gene bccip, whose product is annotated as BRCA2 and CDKN1A interacting protein. The transcript is spliced from 7 exons. Lineage: Eukaryota; Metazoa; Chordata; Actinopteri; Batrachoidiformes; Batrachoididae. Gene Ontology annotation, cellular component: nucleus. The record is from RefSeq and is a predicted model, not a curated record. Bases 19 to 927 code for a protein of 302 amino acids.